Daucus carota subsp. sativus is the source of this 2072-nucleotide messenger RNA. RefSeq lists its product as uncharacterized. NCBI's taxonomy places the organism in Eukaryota, Viridiplantae, Streptophyta, Magnoliopsida, Apiales, Apiaceae. The transcript is spliced from 2 exons. The coding region runs from base 1161 to 1760 and encodes 199 amino acids. The record is from RefSeq and is a predicted model, not a curated record.
ACGUGCGUGUUGGGAGAAGGCCCGAAUCAUAUACUCCUAUAUUCUAACACAAGCAUUCAAAUCUUAACACCAAUUUUGUCUGUGAAAUACUAACAGCAGACACUUGAAACGAUAAUUUCCAAUAGAUUUACAUUGUAUUUAAAUAUGUCAUAUGUGAUCAAUCACGAAAACACUUGAGGCUGAACCUGAUUGCUGUCUGCGCUCUAAGCUGAACAUGGUGUUUCUAAUGCACCUCUUUAAACAGAAACAACAAAACCAACAAAUUUCUUGAUGAUUCUGCAGAAGGAUAUAGAAUUUACAUGAAUACUUUUAAGGUUUGUUGGUUUUUAUGUCAUGGAAGAUAAAUAAUUGGAUGAUAUUUGAAACAUGGACUGCUCUUUGCUACUCUGCUACUCUGCGUUGUGUGGUUGAUCAAAUCCUUUGUCCAAAAAACUGAAGUGCAAUGAUGCUAGUUAAGAGAAUCCAAAAUCUGGAACUGCUACUAUCCAAUACAUUAUAUGAGAUUAUUACAGUUUCAUAGUAUUAUAAAAUCUUCAAGUUGGAACUUAGGACGCUCAGUUCAUGUUUAACGAUCACACGGACAAUUUCAUACAAUUCCUUUUCACGUAAUUUGCAGAUGAUUCAAUUAUUGACAUGAUUACAUAAACAACUCAUGUACGGCUCCUUUUUACCUAACUUGUAUAUGAUUCAAUUAGUGACACGAUUACAUAAAUGAAUCAUUUAUGACUUUUAAAUUUCAUUUAUAUGCACUUUUUUAAAAUUUAUACCGUACUUAUUUCGUUUAGAUCUUACAUGAGUAAACCAUCCGUAGUAACAAAAAAUAUAAACCUACGAUCAGUAAAGAUAUAUGUUAAGGAAAACUUAUAUUGAACGAACAAUUGUUUUAUUAUAAUUAUUAAACAGGCUUACAAAUAGAUCAUCUCUUUUUAUAUAUUUGUUCUUUUUCAAUUUUUAAAAAUAAUAAGGCAUGCAAAUUUGGACAAAUAGAUACUUGUCCACCCUGCAACCAAACAAACAAAAGGAUUGCACUUUAUAUAACAUAAGUACAGUUGUUGAAAGGCAAUUUUCCUUUUUGCAAGACAGAGCUUGUAUAUAUUACAUGUUACCAACCGACUCUUUUGUGUAGUAGCUCCAUUUUCAAGCUUCCAAUAGCAGCAGUUAUGGUGUGGUUUCAGCAUUAUCUAUUGCUCUCUCUUGUUAUUUUCUCAUAUCUCUCCAUUCAUCACACUGCCAAAUGUGAUGAUGAGGAAGAGAGUCUUCUUCUAGGUAUCAACAGCUAUAGGGCUACGUUAAAGUUGCCAACACUAACUGACAAUGACAAGGCCGAGUGCCUUGCAGAGGAAAUUGCAGAGCAGUUUAAGAAUACGCCAUGUUCAAACACCACUGGAGCCAACACAGUACCUGGAACUGAGCCUCAAUUUUCAGACUUCCCAGCCCUUCUAAACAAAUGCAAGUUGAAUGUCACCACUACAAGGGAUGGCACCAUCAUGCCUGCUUGUGUUCCUAACCUUGUUCAGGAUGUCGUGCUCUCCAACUAUACACAGUCUCAGUAUGCUGCCUUUCUAAAUGAUACUAAAUACACUGGAAUUGGGAUUGGCUCCGAUGAGGACUGGAUCGUUGUCAUCUUGACCACAGGAACACCAACUGGGAAUUUUGCUACUGGUUCCUCGGUUCCUGAUAACUUUGCAGCCAAGCUGAGUCCAAUUCAACCAAUGCUAUGCAUAGUAAUAGGAAUCUUCUACCUUAUUGGUGCAUACUAAGGGAGUGGAGUUCUGAAGUGUUCCAGUAGAGGCCAGAAAACCAACUAUUGCUGAAAUCUAAUGGUCUUUAUGGUGAUAUACGUUUCCAGAUGCGGCUGAAUAAGUCAUUUAGCAGGAUAAGGCUAUCGCGGCGAUAUGAACUCAGAGCUCUUUGUCUGCCUCGUAGUGCCACCAACCCGAAAGCAGCAGAAUUCCAUACGGAGUUGUUUCUUGUUUUGUGGUUCCUCUUUCUUGAAUACAUUUGAUGUCUGGCCUGACAUAUUUUUAAUGUAUAGUAUAUACAUCUCUUUCUCUAAUCAUAUCUUCAUACUU